UCAUUUUGACUAUUGCGCCAUUCCGAACAAAUAAAUUGUACUCUUCGAAACUACGAGAAAAUUCAAACGAAAUGAGCUUACUUGGUAAUGAUAGUGACUCGGACAACGACUCCUUUCACUCCUUCAACCAGAGCGAGACGUUCCUCGACAACCUAAGCCUCUCGCUCUCGCUGAGCGAUUGCGACAGCGCCGCGGACCUUGAAUCCGGAUCCGAGCAUGAGACUUCCGUGGAGAAUGUGGGGAGCACGGUCGAGGACCCCGAUCAGCUGGCCCAGGCCGUCUCCCUGAAGCCAAAGUUGACCAAUUCGGAGAUCCAUUCGAGUGACUCCUCCGCCUGUGAUGGCGUAUCGACCGGCAAGGCCUCCGAGGUGGUAGGGCGCUUCAAGACUCCCAAAAAGUUCACCAUCUCGCCGAUUAGUCAGCAGAAGCAGGAUCCCGUGCUCUGUUGCCCCAGGGAGGUGCCGCAACUGGCCUCAAAUCAGAUGCCCAGCAAGGACCUCUUCAACCUGGAUCAACCGGUCCUGAAGGAGCACCUGACCAUCAAUCGCCACACUGCGGCUAUGCAGAAGUAUGCCUUCACCAAGAUUUGGGUCGGGUCACAGCAGGGUCCUGACCAGCUCAAGUUUUCCCGCUUGCGGAAGUUUUCUGUGGCCCUGGAGGCCUAUUUCGACAAGGAUUCUUCUAAACAUAUGGAUGAUAGUAACUUGAAGUCUGAGCAGAAGGAGCCAGAAAAGACCACUGAGGCUUCUCUGAAAGAUAACAACUCUGUGAAGGAGUAUGUGUCUCCCUUCCCGAAUAAGCCAGUGCAACCAGCUCCGAAGGUAUCGCCCCUCUUGAAGGGCGUUAAAGGGCCGACUAUAGUGCCAGCUGGUUUUGAUUUGAGCCAAUUGGUGGAGUUUAAGAAUCCCAAUCACUGGCAUCGCCGUCCCCAUAUGUGCACUGGCGAUAGCAUCUACUAGACGUUGCUUAACUAGUUUUAUAUCAGUAUAUUGCCAACAACUCAACUGUUAUUGCAUUAUCAUAACCAUCACCACCGCUGGACGAUUUGGGAUUUAUUCUUUUAGCUGUUGUUAUUCUUCAAUAAAGGAUUGGAAACUACCAAAGCAAUUGGAGCGCCGAA
Molecule: messenger RNA, 1120 nt
Organism: Drosophila rhopaloa
Lineage: Eukaryota; Metazoa; Arthropoda; Insecta; Diptera; Drosophilidae
Exons: 3
Coding region: 72-959 (295 amino acids)
Source: RefSeq, a predicted model, not a curated record